UCGUUCCCGAUCACGCGACUGAGAUGAAAUGAAAGGCCGGCUCAAAGAUGUGCAAAAACGUGACUUAGGAACAUUCGGGAGACAAAUUCGAAAGGGCUUUCCCGGAGAACUAUCGAAAGCUAAUCCCGAGAUUACAGAAGCAACGACGAUCAAAACUCUCGCGGGAGUCCGAUCAGGGGAGAUGGGGAAGGUUAAGAACGAACUGAAGGCGAUGCUUCCGAUAUUAACGUCUUCAGAAGUGAGAAGAUUUCAUUUAUUACCUCACGAAGCGAUCAUUGACGAGCUCAAAGAAGGCAACUAUGAGGAAUCGAUCCAAUAUUUGAAAGAAUUAUUUGAACUCGACGAGGAGAUUCGUAGGAAGGCUGAUCCUGGUACUCUAAUAUGGGAGAAGCCACGCUUAAAGAAGAACAAGAACGCAAUGUCGCGCUUAAGGGAUGGCUUGAUCAUUGUCGAGCAAGCCAAAAAUGCUGGAGAUUAUAUUUCUACGGCUGCAGAAUUUCUAAAUAUGGCGCUAUCCUUUCAAGCAAUGAUUUGGGAAUGGUGGUGGGUGGCAGAGCGACUUUACCGUAGCGCUCUGGAGAACGCUGAAUUAAUCGAAGACGAUAACCAUCAGAUGAGCACCUUCGUACAUUACCUGUACGGCCGAUUUCUGUUCGAACAAAAUCAAUACAAUUACAUUCACGUGGUGCAAUCAGUACAAGAUAUGGCAGGAUCGCUAUAUCACUUAAAUAUCGUACAUAAAGCGUCUUGGAAGAAGUCAUGGAAUGCGUCGAAGAUAACUGGUCGAAAAGAAGAAACCAUCUUUCGAGAAUGCAACGUGCUUCUAUACAAAGUAUUACUGAUGCACGCACAACAAGUCGGCUGCGAUCAACCGGAUGUCGCUGUGAAAGCAUGCACCGAAGCUCUCGCUCGAGCGACGGACUCUGGGCAUUACGAAUACAUAGCGAACGUUCUAUACGAGCUGGGGAUAAAUCAGUUGCGAUCAGGCGAUGUGAAACUUGCCUUCCAAAACUUCUCCAAAUUCCUGGCGAUAGUUAAGAGACUUUCGGACCCAGAGAAAAUAUGCAACGCGUACAUGAUGAUAGCACUUGCAUACAAGUUAUGUGUCACGAAAGAUGAAUUGAACGACGAUGUAAACACGGAGAAGUAUCUCCAUUUAUUUAUAGUAAAUGCAGUCGAGUCUGGACUUACGAGAAAAGCGGCACAGGCACACUACUGUACUGGCGAGCAUUUUUUGAAUAAGAGAAAGCUAGAUAUUGCAACCUUUCAUUUGGAAAAAUCUUUUGAAUUGUAUAACAAACUCGGUUUAUCCAACGAUGCUGAUAAGGCGCGAGCCCUUGCCGGAGUUUCGAAAGGGCAAGAAAUCAUCGAUCAAUAUAUCCAUCUUGUGCAGCAGUGCGGAACCGCCGAUCCGAAAGCAAUAACGAUGCUUUGUCAAUGGAAAAAUCGUAGAAGCGUUUUUUGGACUGAAAAAAAAGAGAAGAAGCUACACGCUGGUCUCUGGCCUGUGUUACACCUCUCAUAUACUUAUGGUGCGCACGCUGAUUAUUCCACAAACAUAUGGAAUCUACAGUCGGGAGGUUGCUAGCCUUUUCCGAAAAGAAAUACGAGCGUAAAUAUUUUGAUUCCUACCCGGAGCGAAUCCGAGACUUGUCAUGAUAGAUCAGUACACUUUUUGCUAUGUUAUGCUUGUACUCGCGAGAUUAAGAUAGAUUCAAAUAUAAGAAUUGACUGUGAAUGGCCACAGAGCCAUAUUAGCGUCUUAAGACAUUAUUUAAGACAAUUUUAAAAUAAAAACCAUUUAUGAAUACCGACCGAAAUAGUUAUAUUAUAUAGUUGUAAUAUGUUAUAA
Molecule: messenger RNA, 1852 nt
Organism: Atta colombica
Lineage: Eukaryota; Metazoa; Arthropoda; Insecta; Hymenoptera; Formicidae
Exons: 9
Coding region: 29-1588 (519 amino acids)
Molecular function (GO): protein binding
Source: RefSeq, a predicted model, not a curated record